This is a messenger RNA of Adineta ricciae, 300 nucleotides long. The record is from the annotation of a GenBank genome assembly. NCBI's taxonomy places the organism in Eukaryota, Metazoa, Rotifera, Eurotatoria, Adinetida, Adinetidae.
AUGACAACAUCAUCUUCAUCGUCGUCACCCAUCUCAAUCUCAUCAUCUUCAUCGUCGUCACCCAUCCCAACCUCAUCAUCAACCUCAUCAUCAACAUCAUCAUCAACCUCAUCAUCAACCUCAUCAUCAACCUCAUCAUCAACAUCAACAUCAUCAUCAACCUCAACCUCAUCAUCAACAUCAUCAUCAACCUCAUCAUCAACAUCAACAUCAUCAUCAACCUCAUCAUCAACAUCAACAUCAUCAUCAACCUCAUCAUCAACAUCAACAUCAACAGCAGCACUAAUUACCGGUAUGUAA